GUCAUCCACAAAAAAGGGAAUGAGAAUAAGAGAAGAAACAAACAAACAAAGGGAGACUGUCUAUCUGUUCCCCACCCUGGGGCGAGCUGCCACUCUAACUCCUCAGCGUUAUUCCUCAGCGUCGGGGUGGAAGGGCCGUGUUCACUGGCUGAGGCAGAGAGACUCAGCGCUGGCUUUGCGUCCCGAGAACGGGGGCUGUGCACGAGGACGUUCUGCGUGGUGUCCGCAGGAGGACCUCCUCCUGCAGCGAGUGGUUUUGCGGGCUGGAGCGUCGGUCCAGCAGGGUUUCCCAUGGAUUAGCGGGAGUUUGUGGGAUUUGUGGAGCGCUCCUGGGGAAUAUGGCGCGGGUGGUGAAGGUUCCGCUGCGGAGGUCCUUCAGCGAGCACGUGAAGGAGUCCACCAGCCGGGCCUGGGACGUGUUCUGGAGGAGCGUGCGGGAGAAACGCCUCGCAGAAAUUGAAGCAAAGGAAGCUUGUGAAUGGCUGAGGGCUGCUGGCUUCCCUCAGUAUGUGCAGUUAUUCAGAGACUGUCAGUUUCCCGUUGACGUCGACGGAGUGAAGUCGGAUCACACGUUCCUGGAGCAGGACGCCAUCGACUCACUCUGCAGGAGACUACACACCUUAAACAGGUGCGCAGAGAUGAGGCUGGACACCGGCCGCUGGAGGAAGCGGAGCGAGGAGUCAGAGGAGGAGGAGCCGUGUGCGAUCAGCGGUAAGUGGUCGUUCGAGCGGGGGCUGGGGCGGUGGUCCCGGCAGGAGGGGGGGCUGGAGGGGCCGGGGGGGUCCCUGCACAGCUCCAGCUCCAGUGACGGCAGCGGAACCCCCAAACCCGGCGAGGACCCCCAAACCGGCCGCAGCUCCUCCCCCGACAGCCCCUCCAGCGCUCCCCCGUCGCCCGGCAACACGCCCCGCCCGGACAAGCCACCCCGGAGGCAGGGCCACAGCCUCGUGCGGAAGAUGGAGAGGCUGCGUCUCCGUGGCAACACGCUGAGGCUGCCAUCGCACGGCAACAAGCCCAAGGUUCUGAUCAGCGGCCCGGUUCUGCAGGAGGGCUUGGACCCGGAGCAGUGUGUGGACCUGUCCGGCCCCCCCUCGGACAGCCCCAGCCCCUCCCAGCCCAGCAGCCCCGUCACCCAGACCCGCAGCCACCGGCAACAGGCCCCGCCCCCCGCACACAGCCCCGCCCCUCACACGGCCCAGAACCUCCGCCUCCGCCCGGAGAGCCUGGCCAUCCGAAUCCCGCGGGGCCACAGGCCCGGGCCCUUCCCCACGGCCCCGCCCCAAGCCGCCCUGUCCCCCAUCGACCCCACCGCCGUCAACUGGAGAACGGGCAGUUUCCACGGUCACCGCAGGAGGCGGGGCCUGAGCAGCUGCUCGAAGGAGCACGGUCUGUCCGUCAGCCCGCUGGCGUCGCCCGGCAACCGCGCCAGCAUCCUGUCCAUCAGCCCGCUGGCGUCGCCCGGCAACCGCACCAGCGUCUACGACAACGUCCCCACCGUCUCACCCCAGCCCUGGAGCGAGGGGGAGAGGGGGCCGGGGAGCGAUGAUGAUGUGUUCUCGGCGCUCGACGGCGUGGCGGAGCGCAUCAGCAGCCUGCAGCACCUCGUCAGCGCCUGGAGCGAGGGGCUGUCCGACUCAGACUCCUCCCCCGGCCCCCCCUCCCCCAGAGACGUCCACCUGGAGCUCCAGAGCGCCGCCGGGUCCGAGGGAACGCCGGAGAACGGGUCAGACUGCGACCCCGGAACACAGCCGUCUCCGGUCCACAGGAGACUGGGUCCGCUCCACUGGCCCAGUGAGCCGGACCUCUGCCCCUCCCCCGCGGUGCCGGGGAUCCAGGGGCAGUCUGCCUCCCAGAUGAACCGUCUGCAGAAGCUGUCUCUGCUCAGACUCUCCACCCUCAUGGACACCUGCUCCCCCCACAGCCGGCAGGGCUGGGGCUGGACUGUUCCAAAGACUCUGAGGAAGACGCUGGCUCCGCACUGGGAGGACGGGGGGGUUUUUGGGGUCCCACUGCUCCAGACUGCCCAGCAGACGGGGUACCCCCUCCCCCCCGGGAUCCUAAAAGCUCUGCACUACCUAAGAGCAGAGGGCCUGGGCCAGGUGGGGUUGUUCCGUAAAUCGGGAGUGAAAUCCCGAAUUCAGCAGCUGCGAGAGAUGGUGGAGGCUGAGCAGGGGGCUGUGAGCUUCGAGGGGCAGUCUGCCUUCGACGUCGCUGACAUGGUGAAGCAGUAUUUCAGGGACCUACCCGAGCCCGUCUUCUCCAGCAAGCUCUGCGAGUCCUUCCUGCACAUCUACCAGUAUUUCCCGAAGGACCGGCAGUUCGCCGCAGUUCAGGCCGCAAUCUUCCUCCUGCCGGACGAGAACCGCGAGGCCCUGCACACGCUCCUCCUCUUCCUCAGGGACGUGGCAGCGCAGGCCCGGGAGAACCAGAUGAGCCCAACAAACCUGGCAGUGUGCCUGGCCCCAUCGCUCUUCCACCUCAACACCCUGCAGAGAGGCCCCUCCACCAGGUCGAGCCACAGGAAGCACAGUCUGGGCAGGCCGAGUGAGAGGGACCUGAGUGAGACCCUGGCAGCCACGCAGGGCCUGGCCCACAUGGUGGGGGAGUCUGUUCACCUGUUCCAGGUGCCCAAGCACUGGCAGAUUCAGGCCCAGAAUGCACUGGGGGAUGAGCCCCUGCAGGAGGGCAGGGAGCGUGAGCUGGAGCUGGCCAUUCAGAGCGUGCUGAGAGAGGCCAGGCAGGGGGCGGGGGCCUGGGCCCCCUUCCCCAGCACAGACAACAUCCACCUGGCCUACAAGAAGGAGGAGGUCGGGGCCCCCCCGCGUUGCUGGAAGGGGGGGGUGGAGGUGGGGGCCUCGGUGGGGGAGGUCCUGCAGCGGCUCCUCCAGGAGCAGGAGCUCUGGGAGGAGGACCUCCUGCACCACGGGGUGAUCCAGGCCCUGGGGCCCCACAGCCACGUGUAUCACUACUGCCUGAGAGGGGUGGGGGCCCGGGCCCCCCAGGACCACCUGCUGCUCAGGACCUGGCGGUGUGACCCCUCCUCUGGAGCCUCCGUUCUGGCUGCUGUGUCCACAGACCGCCCGGCUGCCCCCCCUCACGGGGUCAGGGCCCAGGUGCUCACCUGCGUACACCUGCUGGAGCCCCUGGCCGAGAGGAGGACACGGCUAACGCACAUCUGCUGCACCGACACAGGGGGGCGCUCCCCACACUGGUACCACAGAGUGGCCGGACUGCGUCUGGCACUGCAGCUGGGGAGGAUCAGAGACUCAUUCAGACGGAGAGAGGGAGCGGGAGAGGGAGAGGGAGAUUAA
This is a messenger RNA of Conger conger (European conger), 3311 nucleotides long. RefSeq names its product rho GTPase-activating protein 7. The transcript has 17 exons. The record is from RefSeq and is a predicted model, not a curated record. NCBI's taxonomy places the organism in Eukaryota, Metazoa, Chordata, Actinopteri, Anguilliformes, Congridae. Gene Ontology annotation, biological process: regulation of Rho protein signal transduction; actin cytoskeleton organization; signal transduction. Gene Ontology annotation, molecular function: lipid binding; protein binding; GTPase activator activity. The coding region runs from base 339 to 3311 and encodes 990 amino acids.